Molecule: messenger RNA, 177 nt
Organism: Didymosphaeria variabile
Lineage: Eukaryota; Fungi; Ascomycota; Dothideomycetes; Pleosporales; Didymosphaeriaceae
Exons: 3
Coding region: 1-177 (58 amino acids)
Biological process (GO): proton motive force-driven ATP synthesis
Source: RefSeq, a predicted model, not a curated record
AUGGUGCUCGCUAUGGCAACUCUCGGCACGACCUUCCUCGGCGCCUACCUCUCCAUGGGCGGCGGCAAGAAGACCGAACAGCAGACACCUCCGAUCAACGCGAAAAGCAAGGAGGAAGAGAACUUCGUAAAAGACUUCGUAAAGAAGGCUGAAGAGAAGGUCACGGGCAAGCACUAA